AGAAGAUCAAACUCAACAGUAUGACCCAAAUAAUAUGGUUAUGAUAAUCACUGGAAUAUUUGUAACAAAUUUUCGAGGAAAUAAUACAGUUUCUUCUAGCAGCGCGUCGAGAGUAUAUAUCAACAUUGAUGAUCCAAAGGUGAAGGAUUUAUCUCAGAGGAAUAUUAUUUCAUUUGCGAAGUUAUUAUCAUUGGUAUUAUUGAGCAUAUGAAAUGGAGAUACAGUGGUUGCCCUGAUUGUUCAAAAAAAUCUUUAAUAGCUGGUAAUUCAUUCUGGUGUGAGAAAUGUAACAAACAAGUCAUGGCACAAAACUGUUAUAAGAUAACACUAGAGGUCGAAGAUUAUUCAGCCGUUUCCACAAUAACAUUAUUCAACAGAGAAGCUGAGAAAUUGUUUAAGGUUUCUGCUGAUGAAAUGGCUAAGAAUUUGGUGAAGAUUAAAGGAAAGGAAGUUUUCCCACCAUUGAUUAAGGGGAUUGUGGGUAAGAAAAUUAAAGUUCAGAUUAAGCUUACUAAAUACAAUUACAUUGAGGGUAAUGAAGGAUUCACAGUUAUGAAACUGAUAGAGGACUUACACGACAGAAAUAAAGAAAGCUACAUCGAAAAUACACCACAGGAUGUGUUCGCCCAGCAAAAUUCUGACGUUAUUAGCCUUACUGAAGAAGGACCACCAACAACUCCAUUGACUACUCCUAUUUCAAAAUCUGUUUUGAAAAAUACUACUAACGUAAUGAUAAAACCAAAGAUUGAGAAGGCAGUAAACAACAAUUUGGUUGUAAAUAACAGCAUUGAAGUGGAAGAAAAGUCUGGUAAUAUUGAGCAACUCAAAUUGCCAAUGCAAGAAGGAAAUAAGAAAAGGAGAACCAAUCGAAGCGGUGGAAAAGAGAACUAACAGGUGGAAGACUUCACAACAACUUCUGAAGAGUUUUCAACCUAAGUUUAGUGUGCAUAUUUAUGUUGCUUAUGUUUAAUCAUAUUAUGUAGUUUUAAUUACGCAAAA
Messenger RNA from Asparagus officinalis (garden asparagus), 999 nucleotides. RefSeq lists its product as uncharacterized. Lineage: Eukaryota; Viridiplantae; Streptophyta; Magnoliopsida; Asparagales; Asparagaceae. The record is from RefSeq and is a predicted model, not a curated record. The coding region runs from base 208 to 891 and encodes 227 amino acids. The transcript has 7 exons.